Messenger RNA from Ilex paraguariensis (yerba mate), 669 nucleotides. NCBI's taxonomy places the organism in Eukaryota, Viridiplantae, Streptophyta, Magnoliopsida, Aquifoliales, Aquifoliaceae. The record is from the annotation of a GenBank genome assembly.
AUGACCUUGUCUCAAGGCGAUGUCGGGUCGAUUAUCAGUAAAACUCAAUUUGAUCAAAUGUUGAAGCAUCGAGAUGAUGCGGCUUGCCCUGGGAAAGGGUUUUACACUUAUGAUGCUUUCGUAGCUGCAGCCAAGUCAUUUGGAUCUUUUGGAACAACUGGUGCUACAGACAUUCGUAAGAGAGAAAUUGCUGCCUUUUUGGCACAAACAUCCCAUGAAACCACAGGUGGGUGGCCUACAGCACCAGAUGGUCCAUAUGCAUGGGGAUACUGCUUCAAAGAAGAACGAGGCAACCACCAGACUAUUGUACUCCAAGUCAACAAUGGCCAUGCGUUCCUGGUAAGAAGUACUAUGGUCGAGGCCCCAUCCAAAUCACACACAGGAAGAGCCAUCGGAAUGAAUCUGCUAAACAGCCCCGAAACCGUUGCAAACGAUCCAGUAGUUUCUUUCAAGACAGCGUUUUGGUUUUGGAUGACACCCCAAUCGCCAAAACCUUCAUGCCACGACGUCAUCACCGGAACAUGGAGGCCAUCGCCAGCUGAUACAGCGGCCGGUCGUGUCCCUGGCUAUGGUGUGAUCACCAAUAUCAUCAACGGUGGAAUUGAAUGUGGUAAAGGAGUAAGCUAUGGCAACAAUCUGGAUUGCUACAACCAGAGGCCUUUUGCUUAG